Pipra filicauda (Wire-tailed manakin) is the source of this 1014-nucleotide messenger RNA. RefSeq names its product prion protein (gene PRNP). The coding region runs from base 106 to 891 and encodes 261 amino acids. NCBI's taxonomy places the organism in Eukaryota, Metazoa, Chordata, Aves, Passeriformes, Pipridae. Gene Ontology annotation, cellular component: membrane. The transcript has 2 exons. Gene Ontology annotation, biological process: protein homooligomerization. The record is from RefSeq and is a predicted model, not a curated record.
CGCAGCCCCAGCUCCUCCCUCUCGCUAUUUAUUCCUCCCCGGAGCUGCUGGGGCUGAAUCACCUCGAGCCGAGCAGGGAAGGAGCUCCCGGCCGGUUCCACAGCCAUGGCCAGGCUCCUGCUCACCUGCCUCUUGGUGGUCCUGCUCCUCGGCAUCUGCACCGACGUCGCCUUCUCCAAGAAGGGCAAAGGCAAACCCGGCGGGGGCACGUGGGGCACGGGGAGCCACCGCCAGCCCAGCUACCCCCGCCAGCCCGGCUACCCCCACAACCCGGGCUACCCCCACAACCCCGGCUACCCACACAACCCCGGCUACCCACACAACCCGGGCUACCCCCACAACCCUGGCUACCCAGGCUGGGGCCAGGGCUACAACCCCUCCAGCGGGGGCAGCUACCACAACCAGAAGCCGUGGAAAGCUCCCAAACCCAAGACCAACUUCAAGCACGUGGCGGGGGCGGCGGCGGCGGGCGCCGUGGUGGGGGGGCUGGGGGGCUACGCCAUGGGCAAGGCCAUGUCGGGGAUGCACUAUCGCUUCGACAGCCCCGACGAGUACCGCUGGUGGAACGAGAACUCGGCGCGUUACCCCAACCAGGUGUAUUACCGCGACUACGGCGGCUACGUCCCGCAGGACGUCUUCGUGGCCGACUGCUUCAACAUCACCGUCACCGAGCACAGCAUCGGCCCCGCCGCCAAGAAGAACGCCUCGGACGCGGGGCAGGCCGUGAACCAGACGGAGGUGGAGCUGGAGAACAGGGUGGUGACCAAGGUGAUCCGGGAGAUGUGCAUCCAGCAGUACCGCGAGUACCGCCUGGCCAACGGCAUCCGGCUGCACCUCGCCGACGCCUCACUCGCCGCCCUCCUGCUCCUCGUCCUCUUCGCCAUGCACUGAUGGAUCCCGGGAUCCCACGGCUUUGAGAUGUCACCCGUGGCCCCGUGGGGACCCCCCACCCUCCCCGUUCUUGCUUGCGGUCAUCGUCGGUGAAGAGCCCUUGGGGCGCGCGGGCGCUGGCGC